Lycium ferocissimum is the source of this 1234-nucleotide messenger RNA. RefSeq names its product kiwellin-1-like. The record is from RefSeq and is a predicted model, not a curated record. Lineage: Eukaryota; Viridiplantae; Streptophyta; Magnoliopsida; Solanales; Solanaceae. The transcript is spliced from 2 exons.
AAUUUUAAGAAAACUUUCAUACGUUGAGCAGAAUAUUGGCACUUUGUCUAACCAAAACACUUUAUAAGGCAGUUAAAUUAUCCAAAGUCCCCACACAACUAACAUUUGGAAACAAAACCAGAGGACAAAGAGGAACAAAAACCAUGAAGAACUCUAUCUUGGGAAAAUCACUUCUGGCAUUGCUGAUCUUUGCCCCUCUUACUUACUGCUUGGAUGCAAGAUUACAAGGUUGCCAGCCGAGUGGCAAAAUCCGAGGCAUAAAGCCACCUCCGGGGCAGUGUAAUCCUGAAAAUGACUCAGAUUGUUGCAAACAAGGCAAGAUGUACACCACUUACAAAUGUUCACCUCCUGUGACCGGUAAUACUAAGGCUGUUUUAACCCUAAAUAGCUUCCAAAAGGGUGGAGAUGGUGGUGGACCAUCAGAGUGUGAUAACCAAUACCAUUCUGAUGAUACUCCAGUUGUUGCCCUUUCAACUGGAUGGUAUAGUGGAGGAGAUCGGUGUCUUAACUAUAUCACUGUAAGUGCUAAUGGAAGAAGUGUGAAGGCUAAAGUUGUAGACGAGUGUGACUCUACCAUGGGAUGUGAUGAUGAGCAUGAUUAUCAGCCUCCAUGCCCGAAUAACAUUGUUGAUGCCUCUAAAGCAGUGUGGGAAGCCUUGGGUAUACCUGAAGGUGACUGGGGCGAUUAUGACAUUACAUGGUCUGAUUCUUAACUACAGGCUUGCCAGCCGAGUGGAAAAAUUAGAGGCAUAAAGCCACCUCCAGGACAAUGUAACCCCGAAAAUGAUUCAGAUUGUUGCAAACAAGGCAAAAUGUACACCACUUACAAAUGUUCGCCUUCUGUAACGGGUAAUACAAAGGCUAUUUUAACCCUUAAUAGCUUCCAAGCGGGAGGAGAUGGCGGUGGACCAUCGGAAUGUGAUAACCAAUACCACUCUGAUGAUACUCCAGUUGUCGCCCUUUCAACCGGAUGGUAUAGUGGAGGUGACAGGUGCCUUAACUACAUCACCGUAAGUGGUAAUGGAAGAAGCGUGAAGGCUAAAGUUGUAGACGAGUGUGACUCUACCAUGGGAUGUGAUGAUGAGCAUGAUUAUCAACCUCCAUGCCCGAAUAACAUUGUCGAUGCCUCUAAAGCAGUGUGGGAAGCCUUGGGUAUUCCAGAAGGUGACUGGGGCGAGUAUGACAUAACAUGGUCUGAUGCCUAGUGCAUCAAUAUCGUAUUAUAGUAUUAUUU